AUGUCAUUCUUCAAAUCCAUUCUUACUAUCUUCGUCUUUGUUGCUGCGCUUGCGAUGAAAUCCAACGCAGCAUGUGUCGAUUCUGACGAUACUACAGUCGACAUCGCAUGUCCAUGA
Fibroporia radiculosa is the source of this 117-nucleotide messenger RNA. RefSeq lists its product as uncharacterized. The transcript has 2 exons. The coding region runs from base 1 to 117 and encodes 38 amino acids. Lineage: Eukaryota; Fungi; Basidiomycota; Agaricomycetes; Polyporales; Fibroporiaceae. The record is from RefSeq and is a predicted model, not a curated record.